UUCUGGAGUUUUAAAUUUUCAAAACAAGUUUGCCCCUUGUGACACGGCACGCUGAUUGACUAGGGUUGGUUGGUCUUGGUAAAGGCUGCAUUUCACAUUUCUUGAAGAAUUGUAAUCAGACUUUCGAGAUACAAUGGCGAGUCUCGAGGAGAACUUGAAGACUAUGCUUAGAAUCUUCAGGAGAGAAUGCCACCGAAUUCUGGAAUCGGAGAGGACGACCAUUCGAGGUUCAGACGAGAUGCUUAUGUCCCUACAACUCACUAUGGCUGAAGUGAACAAACAGGAGAGUGGAGAAUUUGGCGUUGCCCUGAGCGACGUCCUCCUGUGCUGGAAGAGCUUGCUGCUGGACCGUCUCCAGCUACCCGACGGCGGGUCACCGCGCCCGGAAAACUACGAGCUUGUGCGGCGAGAGUAUGAGUGCUUCAUGAAGCGCACCAACACUGUGGACCUGAUCGAUGUCUACUUCAUGUAUAAACAGCUCAGGCUGGAUACUGACCCUGAGGAGCUAUUCACCCCAACCCAGCUGCUGCAGUUCCUCCUGGGUUCUCCAGACUGCUCAGAGGAGAGGAGCUCCAUCCCCCCAUGCCCGUCCACCCCCUCCUCUAGCCAGCCCAGGCCCUGCACUGCACAGAUGCGGAGGGUGGCGAGGAGAGUGUUCUGUUCCUACCUGGGCCUUCUGGUCAAUUCCAAGAAUGACCUGUCUCUGGCCAACGUGUUGGACAGUCCCUGCCGUGCUCUUGGACGCACAGCCUUCACAGACAUCAAGCACGCGGCUCGGAACAGUCAAACCUCCCUAUUCCUGGCCGUGACCUCCUUUGUGCGGGCAAUUCAGCUGGGCGGUAAAGGUUAUGCCCCUGCUGAGUCUGACCCACUUAGGAGGCACCUGAAGGGCCUGUGUGAGUUUGUCCACUUCACUGACCAGCUGGAGGAGCUGCUGGGAGAGUCCCCGGAACCCAGUGUGGCCGGAGCUAAGCUUGUGGCCCGCAUGCGUACGGCUCUCCUGAAGGGUUGCAGCAGUGGAGACCCCGUCUAUACGGCGGUGGAUGAUGCGGCGAACGUGCUCAAGGAACGCAUCGGUCAGAUCCAUAGCGCUCACCAGCAGUCGGCUCUCACAAUGGGCAUCAGCCCUGCCAGGCCUAGAGCGUACGCCAUCAACCAUGCGACAGCUUACAUCGGCCGGGACACGGUCAAGGUGCUCAUGAAUCUGCUGGAUGAGGAGGCUCUGGCGCCGACCUGCAGGAACAAGGCAGAACUGCUCACUGAUGACCAAUCAGUGCUCAGUGGAGCAGAGGGAACUUCCCUUCUCAGUCUUUACAAGUCUCCAGAGGUGGUGACUGGGACCUCUCCAAAGCCCUUACGCAGUCGCGUCCAGGCAGCACAGGCCAAAGGAAAGGUGAAGGAGCGAGGCCUGCGCUCUCAGUUUGCCUGCACGUACGUUGAGGUGGACGACCCACCGCUGAACCGGGUUCUGGACUUCCCCAGCACCAGCCAGCUGCCCACCUGCAAGCACCCUGCUCCGAAGCGGCCGCUGCACCGCCCAGCGCUGGUCACAGACUGGGGCAGGGAUUCCGAGAACCAGGAGUCUGCUGUACCGAAGGAAUCACAUGGGCUAGAUAACGGUGAUGCGAACCCUCCAGCAGGUGCCAACCAGAAGGUUAACACGGUCUCCAUAGCAGCCCUGGGAAGUCGCCAAGGUAACGCCAAAGCCGGAGUAGCCAAGGAAACCCAGAAAACGACGACGAACAAAAAGAGUGACACCCCCUUAAAUGCCCCUGCCCUGGGGGGAAAGAGCAUGAAACGCAAGCAGGUGGACGGGGCAGACCUGGGCGGCGAAGAGAACCAACCGCCAGCCAAGAGACCCCCUCUAAAAGUCCCUGGUGCCGCACCGAUGGGCAAGAAGAGCACCAAAGCCCCCACUAAGAAACUGAUCGCUGGGCAGGGCAAACUCACCGGCUUCUUCCGGGUGUAGCUGUGCCCUGUACUGCUCAGACUAGCUGGCUGUGAUUUUAAUCAGCAAAGUCUUUAUUUAUUCUUGCGUCAUUGUUUCAUUGCUUUGAUGUAACGGUGAAGGUUCAUAAGAUGUAAUAUAUUGUUUUCUCAGUAUGAAGUAGCUGUUUGAGGUAUUGUCCUCUUGCUAGAUGAAUUGGGCUCUUCCACAACCACCCCCCCCCCCCUGUGUGAAUAUGGUAUGUUGUCCCUAAGUAACAUUGUUCUGUGAUGGAUUGAUUGGUUAUGAUUCAUUUAUCCCUCUUGUCCACCGCUCCAGUUGUUUACUUCAUUGUUUAGUUGUAUUAAUACACAAUAUACAUUACAUCAUCAUGACCCCUUUGACGUUUGCCAGCCCUAGAUUCUAAGUGUGUGUAUGAAUGCACAGUCCUUGAAACAAAGCAGUCAAAACCCUGCAACAUUUCUUUUAAAUAAAGUUUUAUUUUUGUUGUUA
Molecule: messenger RNA, 2440 nt
Organism: Alosa alosa (allis shad)
Lineage: Eukaryota; Metazoa; Chordata; Actinopteri; Clupeiformes; Clupeidae
Product: PARP1 binding protein
Exons: 11
Coding region: 134-1969 (611 amino acids)
Biological process (GO): negative regulation of double-strand break repair via homologous recombination
Cellular component (GO): chromatin
Source: RefSeq, a predicted model, not a curated record